AUGGCUACAACGGUUGUUCGUGGUGUUACGCUAACGGAAAAUACUUGCGUGGAUGUUCAUGAAACCCAUGUAAAAGACGUUAUGGAAGCUCAGGAAAUUAAAAAAUCGAUCAGAGGCGUAAAGGGUUGGGCUAUUGUAUUGAAAUUACCUCAUUUUAAUGCAAUAUGGGGAUUUCCAUACGAUUUUAUGCACGGUACGUUAUUAGGAGUACAAAAACAAAUCGGAGAAAGUUGUACUAUUCAAGGUUCUCCGAUUUAUUUAAAUAAGACUCAGCGAACAGAAGUCAAUAAUCGAUUAACAAGCAUUACUCCAAUCAAAGAAAUUCAGCGUUUACCGAGACCUCUAAAUAUCCGAUGUAGUUUAUUUAUACUACUACAGAAUAAUAUCACUGACAAAGAACUCCAAAAAUGUGAAAUAGAUCUUCUUCGCUUCGUCGCAGAUUUUGAGAUAUUAUAUGGCAAGGAAAACGUGACGUUCAAUAUUCACGCUUUGCUGCACAUAGUAGAAUCGGUACGAAUGUGUGGACCAUUAUGGGCAACUUCCACUUUUAGUUUUGAAAGUACAAACUUCCAUCUUAAACAACAAUUAAGUGAGCCAAAGGGCGUUGACAGUCAAAUUAGCAAAAAAUAUCUGCAGAAAAAUUUGUGGAAGUGCUUUAGCGAUGAGAAAAGCACCACCGAUUAUGAUGAAGCUGAAAUGGCCGAUAAUGUAGAGAAUGAAGAUCUACACGAUAGAAAUAAUGACGACGAUUCUAUAAUGUUUGAAGCUUCUGCACUGACAGUGUCAGAUGUAAUGGAGAUGAUUACAGGACUUUGCUUGCGAUAUAAUUUGUCUUAUGAAGUAAGAAAAGCGAUCGUAGACUUAGCUAAGUGUCUUGCCGGGCCACGACAUAACAACGGGCAAUUCAGUAAAUAUAAUAUACAGCAAAAGUACGAUUCACCAGAGAAUAUAUUCACUUACACAUUUUAUUGUACAUUAUGCAAAGCGCGUUUGCUAGGACCAAUAUGCAAAACAGAGUUUAAAAAUCAACCUUCAACCUGCAGAAAGUGUAACGAAAAAUAUCUAUUGUCAAUGCAAUCCGAAAAUAAAUUUAUUUACGUUGAUUUAAAGUAUCAAUUGAUAGAGUUAUUGAGUAAUACAUACAUUCAGCAACAUGUAAUCGAUUAUAUAUGCGGGCGUAAUGACAGGAAAAAUGAAGGUUGCAAUGGGACAAUAGGUGAUGUGUCGGACAGUAAAGUAUAUCGAAAUUUGAUCUCAAAAUAUUCAUACGAAGCUAAUGAUGAGUAUCUUCUGACUUACAAUUUCAACACCGAUGGUAUGCCUAUCUUUAACAGCAGUAAGAAAAGCAGUUGGCCGAUUCUUCUGUAUAUAAACGAAUUACAACCAUCUAUGCAAUUCAAACAUGUUCUAAUGUGUGCUUUAUGGGUAGGAGAUAAAGAACCAACGCCUGAAAUGAUGAAUACGUUUUUAGAACAAUUUGUUAAAGAGGCAAUACAAUUGUUUGAAGAAGGCAUUGUGAUCAAUAACAGACAAAAACGGAUUAUAUUUAAAUUUGCGCCAAUGUUUUGUGUUGUCGACUCAGUAGCCCGUCCUGUUGUCCAAAAUAGGCUCCAAUACAAUGGCUACAACGGUUGUUCGUGGUGUUACGCUAACGGAAAAUACUUGCGUGGAUGUGUGCGUUAUUUAUUUUGUGACACUAAUUGUGAUUUGUCUCGAAGUCAUGAAACCCAUGUAAAAGACGUUAUGGAAGCUCAGGAAAUUAAAAAAUCGGUCAGAGGCGUAAAGGGUUGGGCUAUUGUAUUGAAAUUACCUCAUUUUAAUGCAAUAUGGGGAUUUCCAUACGAUUUUAUGCACGAAUUGACUGUUUUCACACGUCAUGCGCAUGCGCUAAUAUAUGUAGUGGGGAGUCAUUAUAAGAGACGGGGUUAUUAUAUGGGAAGUUAA
Messenger RNA from Wasmannia auropunctata (little fire ant), 1944 nucleotides. RefSeq lists its product as uncharacterized. The record is from RefSeq and is a predicted model, not a curated record. Lineage: Eukaryota; Metazoa; Arthropoda; Insecta; Hymenoptera; Formicidae. The coding region runs from base 1 to 1944 and encodes 647 amino acids. The transcript is spliced from 5 exons.